GCGGUCAUGGAGAACUUAGGCAGCUCCCGCCAGGACUUGUGCAGCACUAGGGGGUACCAGUUUGAGAUCGGACCCCCCGACGUGCUGGAGCGCAAGGGCUCCCUGACCCUCCGCUCCCGUCACAAAAAAUACUCGAAUCCGGUGUUGGUGUAUUCCUGGCACCACAACAGAGAAGCUUACCCCAAAGAUUAUGAUAUUGAGGGUCCUGAGAAAAUUAAACUGUGUGAUUCAACAUAUCGGAGGCUUGGAACUGAUGAACCCCAAAUUUGGAUCUCAGAAACACAUGAACAAACGGCACGAGUUUUUUUAAACACAGAAUUGGCUCAAAUAAAAAGCUGUGCUUUAUUGAACGAGGAAACAUGGUGCUCUGGGAUUGUUGAAAGGGACACUGGAUUGCCUGUGACAGGCUUCGGAGCUCUCUUUACUAGACACCCACCAGAUCAGCGCAAGAUGUGUGCAUUGACGACAUAUGCUGAAAACUACACUCCACCAUAUAAUUAUCAGCUACUUGAUUAUCCUUGUCAAGAUGAUUAUUCAAUAGUCCACAGAAAAUGCCGUUCUCAGUUCACAGAUCUAAAUGGCUCCAAAAGAUUUGGCAUCAACACUUGGCACGACGAGAGUGGAAUUUAUGCUAACUCAUAUGCCAAACAAGAACUCUACCCAUUAACCGGUGGUCCUAUUCUCCCAUUUUCAUAAUAAUUUAUGAAAUCAGAUUCUCUAAGUAAUGAAAGAAUAAUUGAUUUAGCAGUUGAUGAUUUUUUUAUCCUAAU
Myotis myotis is the source of this 770-nucleotide messenger RNA. RefSeq names its product chromosome unknown C9orf135 homolog (gene CFAP95). NCBI's taxonomy places the organism in Eukaryota, Metazoa, Chordata, Mammalia, Chiroptera, Vespertilionidae. The record is from RefSeq and is a predicted model, not a curated record. The coding region runs from base 7 to 696 and encodes 229 amino acids. The transcript is spliced from 6 exons. Gene Ontology annotation, cellular component: plasma membrane.